GAACCAAAAAUGCAUGUUCUCUUUUUCUACCACGAAAUAUUUGCAGGAAGAGGACAGAUCGAGGACGAAGUUCCAUUAACGCGUUUUCUCAGAGUAAUGUUAACAGAAAAAUGUGGAUUGCCAGGCAUCUUGUGUCUACAGUUGUUAAAAAUGGGCAUCAUGGCUUAUUCCACCGGUUCUUGGGCUCUCUGCCAGAACUGGAGCACAGAUACCUCCACUGCACGUGCUGCUGGAGGAGUCGAAUCUCAACGGCAGAUUUUGAUCUGUUGACUUCUACACUGUCCUCUAAGUUGUGUGAAGAUGAAGGUAAGCCUCUGGACUGUCGUUACACUACAGAACAGCGAGCUGUCAUUCUGCAACGUCUAAACACGGCCACGGAGAAUGAGCUGGCAGAGGUCAAGCUCCUGAGAGGACGAAAAUCGGUCAACAUAGUGGAAUACAGGACAAGAAAUGGACCGUUUAAAGAUCUGGAAAGCAUAAUAAAUGUACCAUUAUUUAAACACAAGACAGCGAUGAUCGUUUUCAACUCCAUCCUCAAUCCACCCGAAAAAAAGGAGAGGCGGAAAACCAAAAUUCAACUUGUUAAAUUCAUCAAGCCGGAGGUUGAUCGGAAGUUACUUGAGGAGGCCAGCUGCAUUGUGUCCAUUGUAUGUGGCACGGAUAAGAUAGCGUGGGCGCAUGUAGAUCGCGGACUCAAUGUUCUCGACUGGCAGCAGGAGAGCUGUCACAACUUCAUGAAAGGGACUUACAUGGCUUCUGCAUACUUGGAUGAUAUUUCGUCGGUGGUGUCUCGAAUGCCGAAAGCCGAUUUAUUUGUGGUGGAGAAGUGCGGGAUCACCGUGCAGAACACGUCCCUGUACCCCGUGAUGGCGCACCUCCGGACGGUGGAGGCCAUGCUCUUCGCCUUGCUGGGACAGCGGAGCGAGCCGGACGCUCCGCCCAAGGUGCUCAACAUGGUGCGCACAGCGGUGGGCCGCCACUUCGGGCUGAUGGUGGGCGAGGCGCGGACCAGUGGAGUGCAAAUGGUGCGUCAGAUGAUGACGGACUCUGUGACGCAGAAGAGCCCGCGCGUCUCAUUUCCGCAUUCCCUAGUGGUGCGCUACAGGCACGCCUUCCAGCUAGGGGUCCGGAAAAGCGGGGAUGAACUGUGCGAUGCCUUGUUGCAGGCGGUAGCUUUCUACGAGAAACUCAAUGAGUGAGACAGGACAACCCCCCGCUCCCCCCCCCUCCGUCAUUGCUCACUUUCUAUCCAGUACUAGUGCUGGUACAUGGAGCUAACAGGGUCAUACAUAAUACAUAUGAACUCUGUGAUCCUUUUUGGAACCAAAGGUCUGAAUGCCUGUACUUUGUUAUAAGCAGGUCUUGUAAAAAAAUUUUCAACUCUAGCGUUCAGAAAGCAUUGCACUGGAGCAUAGGCCACGGUUCAGCAGAGAACUGUCCCAUCAUGCGCUCAGGCUGUGCCCUCAAUAUCUCACUCCACACUGCAAAGCCUGUGUGAACUGAUUAAAAUGGUGUCAACAGUAUUUUGUAUCGACCGCCUCUUGGUUUACAUACGCCUCCAGUUCCUAGUUGUUAAUUCUUGCAUUUUCCCAAUUUGCCUGGAUGUCCAAUAUUAGCACACUGUUGCUUCAGAGGUUGGGUAUUGAGGGUAAGCCAUGAUGCUUGUCCAGCUGAUCUACUGACCCCAGUUCAUUCAGCUGUGCAGCGUCAGCAGUGUAGUUUGUUACAGUUCGGUGAUGUGAACUUUAUUCUGAAAACUCCCUUAGCCACUUAACGGCAUUACUCAAACCCUUAAAGGGAUGCACUCCAGCCUUGAUUUCUCACGUGUGAGGAAAUGAGGAGUUUUUAAAGGAAAUGUCAGUGCUUUACACAUUUGGCAGAAAGAAAUGCAUGUGCAGUUAAUGGGAUUUAUUUCAAAUGAGAUGUUCACGUAUACCUUGCUGGAAUCAGGGGCUGUUCUACACGAAUCUCUGUUCUAAUAUAAUCAGGUGUCGCCCCCCCCCCCUUACCAGACGAAGGGAAACAGCCCUAUAGCUUUUUACAGAUGCAAAAAUUUAUUUCAAUUUCUUCACUCAAUUCAUCUGUACAUAGAAGCUGCUGGAGAUUUAACAAUGAUUGUAUUAGAAGUUUGCUGUCAAACAAGAGGUAAAUUUAUUUGAUAU
Messenger RNA from Anguilla rostrata (American eel), 2162 nucleotides. It is a transcript of the gene tefm, whose product is annotated as transcription elongation factor, mitochondrial. Lineage: Eukaryota; Metazoa; Chordata; Actinopteri; Anguilliformes; Anguillidae. The record is from RefSeq and is a predicted model, not a curated record. Gene Ontology annotation, biological process: mitochondrial transcription; transcription elongation by mitochondrial RNA polymerase. Gene Ontology annotation, molecular function: nucleic acid binding; DNA polymerase processivity factor activity. Gene Ontology annotation, cellular component: mitochondrial nucleoid. Bases 111 to 1199 code for a protein of 362 amino acids. The transcript has 4 exons.